This is a messenger RNA of Maudiozyma barnettii, 732 nucleotides long. It is a transcript of the gene IGD1, whose product is annotated as Igd1p. Bases 1 to 732 code for a protein of 243 amino acids. The record is from RefSeq and is a predicted model, not a curated record. NCBI's taxonomy places the organism in Eukaryota, Fungi, Ascomycota, Saccharomycetes, Saccharomycetales, Saccharomycetaceae. The transcript has a single exon.
AUGACAAGUUUUAGAAUUUUUAAUAAUAAUUUACAUACACAAUCCGAAGAUUUCAUUAAUUUAUCAGAACCACCAAAACCAAAGGAUUCUCCUAUGCUAGGUUUUGAAAACGGUGUGUAUUACAAUACUGAUAAUGGUAAUACUAAUAACAUUACCUCUAGUAAUAACAACAAUACUGGAUUAUUUUGUGGACGUAAUCGGUUAUUAUUCCCAAGAAGAAGAUCCACUAAUUAUAUGGAUGCAUUGACAUUGCAAGAAAAACAAAAGAAUAAACAUAAAUUGUUUAGUAAGAAUCGCAAUAAUAGUGAUAAUAACUUCCAUAAUUGUAGAGGUGAACCAACCUCUAAGAGAAGUCAAAGAAGAAAAUCAUUAUUAUCGGGAAUGGAUUUCCAAGAUACGAGACAUGAUAUUCAAAACUCAAACGUUUCUUCAGAUAAUAAUUCAAUCAAUGAAUAUACUUUACAACAUCAUGAUAUGGGAGAUUAUUUUCAAAGACCAAAAUCUCCUGAAUAUUCACCAAAACCAAAUCACUCCUUGUUUAAGAAACAAUAUAGAACAGAUGGAAUCACAGCUGGCACUGAGGACAAUAGUUUCACUCAGGAGGAUAGUGAAUCUGAGAAUGAAAGUAUACCUUCAAGAAGAUCGUUAAGUAGAGGAAGAAAAUUGAGUUUUGAAUACGAAGAUUUUAAGAAAGAUAUUUAUAAUAAAUUAAAUUUCUUCGAUAAAAAUUAA